CUCUGAUUGUCAUUCAUAGCUCUCUAUCAUACCAACCAUUCCGCGGGGUAGAAUUUUCAUAGAAUCUGCUUAUUUGGAGGACUUAUCCGCGUUACUGGACCGUCGGAACAACCACCCCGUCUCAUAACGUGUGGAAAAUCUGGAUGAUUUUCAAUACAACGUCAAUUUGGAGAAUCUUUUGCUAGUGGACAUCAUCCAAUGCAGCAUUCACCUCACUAUCAUCACUCAGGGAAUCCAGUGGAUGAAAACGACAGCAAGAGUGAAAGUCCUAGCAGAAAGAGACGUCGUCUUUCACACAGUGUUAUAGAUCUCACGCAUUCACCCAGUCCUCCACCUACCAGACCCUGGCAAUCAAAUCAAGAACCUCAACACCGACUUAGUAAUUCUGGUCGGCAUGGUAACCCCUUGCAUAUCACAGGGGAUAGAUGUAAUACACCAGGUCGAAGGUCAUCUGGUGGAAGAAGCCCUGUAAUUAGAAGACAAAGCCAAAGAUAUCGAGAGAGACUAGCAAGGAGAUACAACAACCAGUCGCCACUCACAAACGAAAGGAGAGCAUUCCAUCCACCAAACAUACCCCCAAGGCUGUCUCAACCAGCCCCGCCACCCCCUCAUCAUCAUCAACAGUCUCAGCAGCAACCAAUUGUACUUGAAGUUGACCAGAUGUCUUCUGUUCCAGUUUCCAUAUCAUUCUCCGUGCCACAGCAAACAAUUCCUAUUUGCUCAUCGCAGCCUUUCCCAGCAUGCAACAUGCAGUAUCAACCUCCGCAGCAUCACCACCAUCAUCACCACCAUCCUGGUAUCCCAUCAUGCAAUCCAUUGCAGCCGCCUCGUCACCAUCCGGCCGGUAUUCCCGUAACAGUUUGCAAUGCGGCACAUAUCCCAGCAUGCAAUGUGACUCAUAUACCAGUGUGUUCUGUCACGCAGACCAUCCCAAUGACACCAAUCUACCCUCAGAACACUUUUUUUACUGCUCCUCCCAUGCAUCAUUAUCAUCCGCAUCCCCACCCUCAUCCGCAUCAUCACCACCACACCCACUUACAACAGACAACGCAAUUUCUACCUCCUCAGCAACCCCAAAGAUCGCCUAUGCAUUCUGUUGAAAAUGAUGUUGAAAUACUCAGCGACAGGAUAUCACACCCUCAGUCACAUGCAGGGACCGCUCAAUUCCACCAUGUGCCUUCACCCAUCCAACACCAUCCAACCCCUCCACUUACACCGUCGCCGCCUUUACACAUGUUACAAGAGCCGCAAGUCAGACCAGCACCUCCAGAUUUCCCAUAUAUGCACAAUUUCCAACAACAUUCCUACCCUGCCCGGUUUGGUCGUAUGGCAUAUCAACAGAGGCGGUUGACAGGACGACGAUGGAGACCCCAACCCGCAGUGCAGCAUCCCCAUCCACAUCCACAUCUACAUCCCCACCCCCACCCUCAUGCACACCCCCACACUCACCCCCACGCACACCCACAGCCUACUCAGCCAUCGUACCCAGGUCUACUGCAUUAUCUUGCUUUGCUGUCGAAUCCACCAAUGGUACCACCGUAUGGUAUGGAGAUUGAUAGUGAAGAUGGAAGUGAGACCGAAAACUAUGAGGCAUUAUUGAAUCUCGCUGAGAGACUCGGAGAGGCAAAACCUAGGGGUUUAACAAAGGCAGACAUUGAACAGUUGCCGUCAUAUAGAUACAAUCCCGACACCCACCAAUCGGGGAGUGAUCAAACGUGCUGUGUUGUCUGUAUGUGUGAUUUCGAACAGCGCCAGUUACUACGUGUACUAACGUGCAACCACGAAUUCCACACAAAAUGUGUUGAUAAGUGGUUGAAGACAAACCGUACCUGUCCAAUAUGCCGUGCUGAUGCCUCAGAACUCUCGUCUGCUCAAUCUGAUUAGGGGGAUUUACCCCUGUAUAUAAAUGGAAUCUACUACUAUUGAUUGUGUGGAUGGACCAUAACACUUUUUUGGGGGGAUGGCAUCAAUAAUGACAAGCUGCUUUGUGUGAUGCGUUGCCAAAACAAGCAUGAAUGAUAACACAACUGUUCGGUCACAAGACAAUAAUGUCCGAAUACAGAGGAGUACUUGACCGCGAAAUCAUUGCGUGAUUUUAUCCCUUUCCGAUCUACUACCUCAUUGUCAGACGAGGAAAACGAAGACAGACAUGCAAUAACUGUAGAAGCAAUUGUGCAAAAUGAAAUCAACAU
Molecule: messenger RNA, 2192 nt
Organism: Saccoglossus kowalevskii
Lineage: Eukaryota; Metazoa; Hemichordata; Enteropneusta; Harrimaniidae
Product: E3 ubiquitin-protein ligase RNF38-like
Biological process (GO): protein ubiquitination
Molecular function (GO): ubiquitin protein ligase activity
Source: RefSeq, a predicted model, not a curated record